AUGGCUCCCAAUACCACAUCUCCCAGUGCGCUUCAACUACCAUCAUCCAAUCCUGGUCCUGCGUCCCCCUCAAAACGGCCCGUGACGCCAACCUCCGCAUCUUCAACUCGCACCGGCAUCGUCGUCUUCUCAGGAGGCAGCGCCGCCAACAGCCUAGUGGACAUAUUCGAGCGCGUGCGAGAAGCAAACAAAACCUCCCUAAGCUAUGUCAUUCCCAUUUCCGACAAUGGCGGCAGCACAAGCGAGAUUAUCCGCGUCUUUGGCGGACCAGGUAUUGGUGAUGUGCGCUCACGACUCGUGAGACUCAUACCGGACAAUGAUGCCCCCGAAACAGUUGCUAUCAAGCAUCUCUUCAACUACCGCCUCGCCAAGACCUACGAAGCCGCGAGAGCAGAGUGGUUCGAAAUCCUAGACGCCGCACACCCUCUAUGGAUCAACGUCUCAUCCCCCAAGAGAGAACUCAUACGCUCAUAUCUAAAUAGCUUCAAUCUGGAAGUAAUCAAGCGCAUGAGACCAAGCAGUCGGUUUGACUUUUCCAAAGCCAGCAUCGGAAACCUCUUUCUCACCGGUGCGCGCCUCUUCACAGGCAGCUUCGAAGCAGCCAUAUAUCUGCUGAGCUCCAUCUGCGCUGUCCCAGACAGGAUUUCCGUGCUGCCGGCUCUCAACACAAAUUUCGCCCACCACAUUGCCGCAGGGUUGCAGGACGGAACGGUAAUCACCGGACAGAAUGACAUUUCCCAUCCCAGUUAUCCGACUGCGGCGGUCCCAGGCGCAGGCACCGGUGCAUUAACCACGGGUCUGACCACGGGCAUGCAAACUCCGGCGCUGUCAGUAGGCCACGACACGGAGGAGCAUGACAAGAUUGAAGACGCAAACCUCCCGGGUUCGCUGCCCGCUCUCCGCAGACCAGCGAUUGUCUUCUCAAAGGAAGAGGAUGAGGACUUGCCCUCGCGGAUCGACAGAAUAUGGUACAUCAAUCCCUAUGGGCAGGAAAUUCGCAUCCCUGCCAAUCCUCGCGUUUUAGACGCCAUCAACACUGCAAACACCGUCGUCUACUGCAUAGGAUCGCUGUUUACGUCCCUAAUUCCCAACCUGGUGCUGAAGGGCGUGGGGGAAGCAAUUGCCAAUCCCAUGAUACGCAACAAGAUUCUCAUCCUGAACGGCACAACUGACCGAGAGACCGGGCCGUCUGAUGACCCAUUUACGGCAUUAGACUUUGUGGGGGCUAUUGCAAACGCCUGCGCUGACUCGAGGGGAUGGCAUAAACCGUCCGAGGACGAGUAUAAUCUGUACGUGACGCAUGUGAUACAUCUCGAAGGGCUGGCGUCACCAAAAGUAGACAAGCAGAAGUUUGGGCAGUUAGGAAUCGAUACGAUACGACUCUACGGACCAAAAGAUGAGCUUGGGCGUGGUGGACGAUAUGAUGCAACGGCCUUGGGACAGACAUUAGAGACAGUUGUGGGCAGAAAGGAUAUCCGCGUGGAUAGAAGUCGACGAAACACUCUAGUCGGUUAG
Molecule: messenger RNA, 1515 nt
Organism: Pochonia chlamydosporia 170
Lineage: Eukaryota; Fungi; Ascomycota; Sordariomycetes; Hypocreales; Clavicipitaceae
Exons: 2
Coding region: 1-1515 (504 amino acids)
Molecular function (GO): LPPG:FO 2-phospho-L-lactate transferase activity
Source: RefSeq, a predicted model, not a curated record